Molecule: messenger RNA, 1926 nt
Organism: Exophiala spinifera
Lineage: Eukaryota; Fungi; Ascomycota; Eurotiomycetes; Chaetothyriales; Herpotrichiellaceae
Exons: 1
Coding region: 1-1926 (641 amino acids)
Biological process (GO): SRP-dependent cotranslational protein targeting to membrane
Cellular component (GO): signal recognition particle, endoplasmic reticulum targeting
Molecular function (GO): 7S RNA binding; protein binding; ribosome binding
Source: RefSeq, a predicted model, not a curated record
AUGACCGCCUCCUCCUCUGCGCUGGCUGCGCUUCUGAAGAACUCGACUCUCGAUGACCACGAACAAAUCCUUGAUGCAUGCAACAAGACCCUCCAAUCGUCCAAGUCGAACCUAGAAGCUCAACAUGUCAAACUUAUCGCCCUCCUGAAAUUGGAUCGAUACGAGGAUGCUGUCAAAUUCGCCGACACGGCAGGUGACACUCUGCGUAAGGCAGCGCAAUUCGAGUAUGCAUAUGCGCUGUACAAAACGGGACGAUUAGAGGAAGCCGCUGCGAUCUCUUCAGAGAUACAGAGUAGGGGUGCUAAUCACCUUGAAGCGCAGGCGAGAUACCGGCUCGAAGACUCGGUGACGACGUCUGAGCUCUACCGGCGCCUCAGAAACACUCAGGAUGAAGCGGAGAUCUACGAUUUGCGUGUCAACCAGGGCGCAAUAGAUGCCCAAGCCCAAUGGAUAGGAGUUACAGAUGUUAAGUCAAUACGGAGGCCUGGAAGAGAGGACCUGGAAGCUUUUGAGACUGCAUACAAUGCCGCCUGCGGAAGCAUCGCAAGAGACGAAUAUGCACAGGCCGAAGUGCUCUUGAAGAGAGCAAAGGAGCUAUGCAGGCAUUCAGAAGACCUCACAGAUCAGCAAAAGCAGGACGAACUACUUCCCAUUGCUGUUCAACAAUUGUAUGUGCUACUAUGCCUGGGGAAGAGUUCGGAGGCCAAAGCGAUCGCCGCAGAGAUCACCCUUGAAGAGGCCUCUGACUUAUCUACACGACACAUUGCCCAGAACAAUAUUCUGCUGACCCAAGAAACGGAGAAUCCAUUUCUUGCCUACAAACAAUUCCAUGCUACUGACAAGAUUCCGCCGGAUGACAAGCUCUUUUCUUACCAGAAUGGACCCCUGAAAUCCAACGAAGCGACUCUAGAUCUGCGGGCUUUCAAGUUUGAUGGCUUGAAAUCAUCCAAACGCAUCUCACGUGAAUCGGGAAUCUCGACUGAGGACCUCAUCUCCUCAUCCUCGAAGGCAACUGCGGUGGCAGGCAACGAAACUGGCAAGGCUGCUCUUCGGAAGAUGUCGUCCCUUCUGCAAAGACGGCCCAACGAUAUUGGCAUUAUCAUUACCUUGAUCCAGCUAUAUGUCUUGAACGGUGAUAGCACGUCUGCAGUGGAGCUAAUGGAAUCUUUUCUGACGAGAAUGGAGCAGUCUGCCGCUGAAAUUGAGCAAGGGAUCAGAUUCAAUCCUCUUCUUGUGAGUCUUUUGAUCAGCUUGUAUAGAUAUCGAAACCAAAAGGCGCACGUCAAGAAAGAACUUGCAAGCGCCGCUGCAUACUGGCACACCCGCCCCAAUCCUCCCGCGAGCCUCUUGAUUGCAGCCGGCGUUUCACUGCUGGAGUCCCAUGACGAAGCCGACGCCAAGUUGGCAUCGGAAAUAUUUGCCAGACUGAAGGAACAACAACCGAGUGACAAGGCGACAGCUGCCGGUUACGUCGCAUCCCACGCCGGUAUUGAGAGCAGCCAGCUCAAGUCCGACAUUGACAAACUCACACCUGUCGAGGACCUGGUCAGGGAUGUGGAUGUCGGCUUAGUCGAACGCGCCGGGAUACCGCAGUCAUCUAACGCGCUUGCUAUAGCCCAGUUGGGCCGGGGCAAGAAGCGAAGUGCUCCUAGCACUGGGCAGGUCAAAGCGAAACGCAUCCGUAAAUCGAGACUACCAAAAGACUUUGACGAGAACAAGAAACCAGAUCCCGAACGAUGGCUGCCCAUGAAGGACAGGAGCUACUACCGUCCUCCGAAAGGCAAGAAACGGGCGAAACGUGGCGGGGACACACAGGGUGGCGCUGUGAAUGAAGAUUUGAACGUCGACGCCAAACCGGCAACUCCUGUCGCGUCGGGAUCAGGAUCGGGAGGGAAUAAAAAGAAGAAGGGCAAGGGAAAGAAAUGA